Messenger RNA from Sorex araneus (European shrew), 6168 nucleotides. It is a transcript of the gene XIAP, whose product is annotated as X-linked inhibitor of apoptosis. The transcript has 8 exons. The record is from RefSeq and is a predicted model, not a curated record. NCBI's taxonomy places the organism in Eukaryota, Metazoa, Chordata, Mammalia, Eulipotyphla, Soricidae. The coding region runs from base 252 to 1745 and encodes 497 amino acids. Gene Ontology annotation, cellular component: cytoplasm; nucleus.
CUCAGGCCCCGACGGCCGAGCGCGCCCGGCGUUUCCAGGCCGGGCCGCCAGCCUCCCGGACCCUCCCCUCGGGACGUCGCCGGGCGCCGCGGGCGAUCGAGGCCGCUUCUCCUGGCGCGAAAGAAGCACAUGCGUGGGCCCUUGCAGGUGUGGGACUGAGCUUUCAGUGGCCAACAGCCACCUCCCCAGGCCAGUCCACGGCAGCAGCAGAUCGACAGUAAAGGUGGACAAGUUCUAUUAUUCAAGAGAAGAUGACUUUGAACAGUUUUGAAGGACCUAAAACUUGUGUGCCUGCAGACAUCAAUAAGGAUGAAGAAUUUAUAGAAGAGUUUAAUAGAUUAAAAACUUUUGCUAAUUUUCCAAGUAGUAGUCCUGUUUCAGCAUCAACAUUAGCACGAGCUGGUUUUCUCUAUACUGGUGAGGGAGACUGUGUGCGGUGCUUUAGCUGUCAUACAGCAGUAGAUAGAUGGCAGUAUGGAGACUCGGCAGUUGGAAGGCACCGGAAAGUAUCCCCAAGUUGCAGAUUUAUUAAUGGCUUUUAUUUUGAAAAUAAUGCUGCACAACCUACAAAUUCUGGUGUCCAAAGUGGUCAGUACAAAGCUGAAAACUGUAUGGGAAACAGAAAUCAUCUAUCCUCAGACAGGCCGUCUGAGACACAUGCAGAAUACCUUCUGAGAACUGGGCAAGUUGUCGAUCUCUCAGAUGCCAUGUACCCAAGGAAUCCUGCCAUGCGUAGUGAAGAAGCUAGAUUAAAGUCAUUUCAGAACUGGCCAGAAUAUGUCCACUUAACUCCAAGAGAGUUAGCUAGUGCUGGACUCUACUACACAGGUAUUGGUGAUCAAGUGCAGUGCUUUUGCUGUGGUGGAAAACUGAAAAAUUGGGAACCUUGUGAUCGUGCAUGGUCAGAACACAAGCGGCAUUUCCCUAAUUGCUUCUUUGUUUUGGGCCGGAAUGUUAACAGUCGAAAUGAAUCUGAUGUUGCAAGUUCUGAUAGGAAUUUCUCAAAUUCAACGAAUUCUCCAAGAAGUCCAGCUAUGGCAGACUAUGAAGCACGAAUCAUUACUUUUGGGACGUGGAUGUACUCUGUUAACAAGGAGCAACUUGCAAGAGCUGGAUUUUAUGCUUUAGGUGAAGGUGAUAAAGUACAGUGUUUUCACUGUGGAGGAGGGCUAACUGAGUGGAAGCCUAGUGAAGACCCUUGGGAACAACAUGCAAAGUGGUAUCCAGGGUGUAAAUAUCUGUUGGAGGAGAAGGGACAGGAGUAUAUAAACAAUAUUCAUUUAACCCAUUCUCUUGGGGAGUCUCUGGCAAGAACUGCUGAAAACAGUCCUUCACAAACUAAAAGAAUUGAUGAUACCAUCUUCCAAAAUCCUAUGGUACAGGAAGCCAUACGAAUGGGAUUCCAUUUCAGUGACAUUAAGAAAAUAAUGGAGAAAAAAAUUCAAACAUCUGGGAACAACUAUAAAUCACUUGCAGUAUUGGUUGCAGAUCUCGUGAGUGCUCAGAAAGAAUGUGUCCAGGAGGAAUCAAGUCAGACUUCCUUGCAAAAAGAUAUUAGUACUGAAGAGCAGCUAAGACUCCUGCAAGAAGAGAAACUUUGUAAAAUAUGUAUGGAUAGAAAUAUUUCUAUAGCUUUUAUUCCUUGUGGACAUCUGGUCACUUGUAAACAAUGUGCUGAAGCAGUUGACAAAUGUCCUAUGUGCUACACAGUCAUUACUUUCAAGCAGAAAAUUUUUAUGUCUUAAAAUGUAACUUUACAGUAGGCGUGUUAAUGUUCUUAUUACACUGUUUGAAUGUGUAAUGGGAACCCACUUAAAGUAAUCAGCAUUGAAUUCCAUUAGCAUUUGGUAGCAAGUAGGAAAAAUGUAAACUUCAGUGUUAAGAGUUGAUAAUUUAAAUUUUUAAUUUCUGGAUUUUUCAGAAUAGCAGCUGUAUUAUCUUUUUUUACUGUCAUUUAAUUGAAAUACUAAACUAAGAAGUAUAUUGUAGCUGAUCACAAUGUGUAUUUGUAGUACACUGACUUAACAUAGCUUCUUAGUGUAACUGAAUUAAUCAACUGAAUUUUUCAUUCUUUUUAGAUAGAGUUAACAAAUGGACCAUUCUAUAUAAAUGUGGAGAUUAGAGUUAAUCUCCCCAAUCACAUAAUUUGCUUUGUAUAAAAGAAGAAUGAACUGUUCCACACUGGUGGAAAGAGAAAUUAUUUUUAGAUGUUCUUUCGUUUCAUGAGUCUCUACAUUUUCUUUUAUAAUUAUACAUAUAUACUUAUAUGGGUGAUUUUUAAUAUGAUUUUGCUGUUUAAAGGAUUUUUAAAUGAUAGAAUGCCAUCUAGUCUAUAUGUACUGAUAUGGAGUGAAAUCAAGGAUAUAUUAAGUAGGAAAUGCAAGUGGCAAAAAUUUGUGUAGUAUGAGCCACGUGAGGAGGUAUGUGUGUGUUUUGUAAAUGUGUAAAGCAAAAUAUUUAGAAAAAAUGCAAUAAAUGGUUAAAUAUGGUUUUUCUUGGGGGCAGGGGUGGGGCAAUGGGUCCCAGAGAGGGACUCAAGGGACCUUUCACUUUCUACUUUUUAAAUUUUGCUGUUUAAUUUUUAUAUAAGUAUGUAUUUUGUAAUCCGAAUUUUUAGAAAGUGUUUUACUGAUUUCAAGGCUUAGGCAUGUUCAGACGCCUGCAAAACUACUUAUUGCUCAGCUUUAGUUUUUCUAGUCCAGGAAGACAGGGCAGUUAACCUUUUUGGUGCCAAUGUGAAAUUUAAGUAUUUUUAUGUUUUUCCUGUUUUGUGGAUGAAAAACAUUUCUGAGUGGUAGUUUUCUGACAGGUAGACCAUGUCUUCUUCUCUUGUUUCAAAAUAAAUAUUCCUGAUUUUGUAAAAUGAAAUAUAAAAUAUGUCUCAGAUCUUCCAAUUAAUUAGUGAGGAUUCAUCUUUAAUCCUUGCUAGUUUAAGCCUGCCUAAGUCACUUUACUAAAAGAUCUUUGUUAACCCAGUAUUUUAAACAUCUGUCAGCUUAUGUAGGUAAAAAUAGAAGCAUGUUUGUAUACUGCUUGUAGUUAUAGUGACAGCGUUCCAUGUUGAGAUUCUCCUAUCCUUUUGUCUUAGUUUAUUGUAAUUAGAUGAUUAAGAUGUAUAUAGGGCAAACUAUCGAUUCUCUACCUAAGUUCUUUUGAUUUUUGACUAGUGAGAGUAGGUACUUCCGAAAUAAUGUUCUCAAAUCUCAUAGAAAUUGGGCCUGAGAGAACUCAGCAGGCUAGAGUACAGUGCUUGCACUUCUGGUUCAAUUCCUAGCACCAUCUGGGCCCUUGCACCACCAGGUGUGGUUCUCCCCAAACAAAAGAAAAACCUCAUGGAAAUUAUAAAAUAGUGAUAAGAAUUUUAUAGAUAUUAUAAAGAAAACAAAACGAAUAAGACUUGAUAUAGAUAAAAAUUAGAAAUUAAGACUGCUUCAUAGAACCUCGCAAGAUUCUCACAAUACCUGUUGUAGAGGUGAGUGAGGCAUUUUAUUGCAGAAAGUUUCUAUGAAAAAGAAUACUGGUUCUUAGAGCAUGUUUUCCUAACUGUUGUUGAUCACUACGUGAUGUUUGUUUAAAGCAUUGUGUAUUUAAAUGCUUUUUUAAAAAAUAAUUACUGACCACCCUGUUUUUGUUUCACUAGUAAAUUCCCAGUUCUUUACCUUUGCACUCUAUCCCACUUAGGUUUAAUUAUAUAUUCAUUAAGUUAAACUUUAUGUGUAUAGACUAACCUUAAAAAUGCAAGGGGAAGAAGUGCUAAAGUUGAACAUGUGUUUUCCAGGACACCUCAGAUCCAAAGCAGAUAGAUAGUUCACUGUAGUUGGUGGCAAAAGACUUAACUGUUUUAACAUAAAGCUUCUCCUAUUUUGGGAGUCUCAGUUCAUUAAAACUUUUAAGGUAGCAGAGAGAGCUCAUCGAGCUAACUGCAUGCAGUAGGCCUAGGUUUGAUCCCUAGACACCACAUAGUCCCCUAAGCACCACCAGAUGUAGCCCCUAGAAAAAAUUAUUUUGAAAAACUUUUAAAACUCAAAGAUUUUGAGUUAAGCAAGACCUUUUUUAUCUCCCUUGUAAGUUGUGAAAUUUAAUGCAUAAAGCUGAUGUGGCUAACAAGUUUAUUUUAAGAAUGUUUUAAAACGUUGUUGCUUUUGGGUUCUUAAAUCACUCAGCAUUCCAAAUUCUACCAAUCAAAAUUUUAAAGACUUACCAAUGUUUUGUUCACUAUAAAAAUCACUGGAUCCUUCCCAUGUAAUUGUGCAAAAACCAAUCACUUAGAUCAAAAAUAAAACCAGAUCCAAACCUAUGCCUCCUCCCCCUUUCCAAAAUCGUUCUCAGUAUCUACAUGUAGAUAUUCUUUUUCUGUAUAAAAUUCUCUCUUAAGAUUUGGAAGUUACCACCUGUUUUGCUAGUCAUGUUAAUAAUACAGUUGUUUUGUAAUACGUAUGUAUUUACCUUUAUUGAUAGUGUUUGUAAAAAUCUGUCUUAAUUUUUGAGAAGUGACUAUAGUGUUUAUGAAUUUCAGUCUUUUAAUAGCUUGAAUUACCUUUCCUGCUAGAUUUUCCUCACCCAAUUAAGGGCUGUGGUAGAGUGGGGUGGGAAUGUAUAUAAUGUGAUUUGGUACUGUUUAUAACCUUUUGUUGUUACAUUAUUUAAAUUAUGGUAGUUUAUUCUUCUACUCUUAUUCUAGUGGAUAAUUUUUUUUUUACUUUUGAACGCUCUGAGUAGAGACUACAAGUACAGGAUUAGUUGGAUAUACUAUACUCUAGCUCCAAAUCAUUUCUUGAGUGUGUUGAAUGGGAGAGGACUCGAGGGGUGGUAGACAUGGUAUAUAUCAUGUAUCCUUUCUGUUAGAGAAAUAAGAAAAGGAGGGAGAGGAAUAAAAGGAAUUUUUAACAGGUAUAGUUCUUCCUAGCCAUGUGUUUUAAAGAAGGAGGUAGCCAUUUCUUUGUGAAAUUUGGUUUUAUAGUUAUUUUACAAAGGUGUGAGAGUUCAGGGAGACCAUGUAUGUAAAAUACCUACUAUAAAUGUUAAUUCUCUUCCUGACAAACAUAUUCUCAAUAGGGUUGUCUUUACCCUAGGGAUUUGGACUAAAAUUUAGAUAAGAGUUCUUUCAGUGACUGUUACUCAUUUUUUGGGUAUUUUUCAUAAUUGUGAUGUUAAUGAUGAUAAAUAGGUCAAAUCCUUAAAAUGUGUAAAUCCUUCUUGUGUUUGUGGUGCUGGGAAUUGAACUGAAUGGGAAUCAUACAUUAGGAGGCAUGUGCACUACCAUUGAGUCACAUGAUAAGCACCUGAAAUUCUUUUUAAGUUGAAAAACCUAUUCUUAAAAAUUUUAGUUGAACUUUUCCUAAUAGAAGGUGGCUUAUUUUCACCUUCAUAAUCAGUGUCAUUUCAAUUCAUCUGCUUAUUAUAUUAGCACAAUGUGGGUUUCAUUUGCAACAUAAUAGAAUAUGAGACCUGGAAGUGACCUUAGAGAGUAUCUAAUUUCUCCCCCUCAUUUUACAGAGCAGUGGAGGCUCAGAAGGUGAUUUGUUGAAAGCUGUUUAGCUAAUUUGUGAUAUAGUUUGAAGAUGAAAAACUUGAAGCUACCUCUCCAAGGAAGCCUCCAGUGUUAAUUUUGUCAGCUGUUCUAUAUCAUAACUUUCACAUAGUAAAUGACACUUUAUAGCUAAUAAUACAGUAGGACAAUCUUAAACAUAUAUAUCUUCGAAUUAUACAAUAUGACAAUGUUUGGGUGGUAAGAUUCUAUUUUGAAGUCUAGAAUUUACAGAUAAUGCAUAUAGAUUUUUGGCAUUUACUACAUUCUUGUAUAUUAUAACAUUUAAAGUUACUGUCAGUAUAUUUUGUCUAUACUUGGUAACAAAUUUGCAUUUUUAUUUACUCUAACAAAAGCUUGUGAUUUCUGUUAGAUUGUUCAUUUUUCAUUAUUUUUUAUCUAACCUGACAGAAUGACAUUUUUGUGUCAUUGUAUUUAGUGUUGUGAAUUAUCAUGUGAAAUGUUUUGAGGUAGUGUACUGUAUUUAUGAAUACAACUUUACAGCAUUUCAUUUAAUAGAAACCGCCUAUCAGUAUGGAAAACUAAGAAAUUGCUUUCAUUGUAUAAUCUGGCUCUCAUAGAUUAAAACUUAUUUUUCUGUGAAUAAAGCAUAUUCAAUAAAGUACUAUUCUUUAAAAUGA